Messenger RNA from Oryctolagus cuniculus (rabbit), 8009 nucleotides. The record is from RefSeq and is a predicted model, not a curated record. NCBI's taxonomy places the organism in Eukaryota, Metazoa, Chordata, Mammalia, Lagomorpha, Leporidae.
GAGUGGAUGCGCUCCCUGCUCCUUCCCAGCCCUGCGCCUCCCGCGAGCCCGGAGACCAGUAAUCCUGAGCAGCUGCCAUUCCACUCCUAACGGCCAGACAAGGGCCCCCGGCGGCCGGCCCACGCAAUGCUCUGUCUCCUGUUCAUCUUCUCAGGUCUUGGCCCGCUGGCAUCCGCGGCCCCGAGUUCUGAAAUGCCACUUCUGUACCUCACAGUGCCGCAGAGGGUUGGGGAAACCAGCAGCGAUGACUAUUCUUCAGAAACAAAUGUCACUUACUUACUCAAAAUUAAGGAGGAAACAUUCACUAUUCUUCUGAAAAGACAGUCAUUUUUACACCCACAUUUCCUGGUAUAUUCAUACAACAAAUCAAAAAGCAGGUAUUCAGAUACUUCACUCUUAAAGGUUCACUGCUUUUAUCAAGGACAUGUAGCAGAGAUUCCAAAAUCAUCUGUGAUACUCAGCACCUGCUCUGGACUCAGAGGAUUAUUGCAGUUUGAUAAUGUCACAUAUGGAAUAGAACCACUAGAGUCUUCAGUUACAAAUGAGCAUAUCCUGUAUCAAAUAAUAAUGAAUGAAACUGGUUAUACCUCCUUACAAGAGAUUCAGCCUGUAACUCAAUAUGCGCAGCAGUCCUACAAGAUUCUAGUCCAAUCAGAUCAAGAUUCAGAUAUUGUCCUACCAAAAAGAACUUUGAAAAUACACAUCAUCGUGGAUAAAGCCAUGUAUGAUUUUAUGGGAUCUGACGGGGCACUUGCAGCUGAAAAAAUUGUCCAUAUGUUUGGUGUUAUUAAUGCUAUUUUUUCCAAAGUCAGAAUAGCUGUUAUUCUGUCCUCUCUGGAGCUCUGGUCAGAUGAAAAUAAGAUUUCAACAAAUGGAAAUGCUGAGGAGAUACUACAAAGAUUUCUGUCAUGGAAACAAAAACUUCUGUCUCAAAGUCCCCAAGAAAUGUCGUAUUUAUUGAUUUACAGGGACCAGGCUACUUUUGUGGGAGCAACAUAUCAUGGAAGGCCCUGUGAUCCAAAGUUUGCUGCAGGAGUUGCUAUGUAUGCGAAGAUGAUAACUUUUGAGGCAUUUUCAAUUGUUAUGGUACAGUUGAUUGGAAUUAAUCUGGGAUUAUCAUAUGAUAACAUCUACCAUUGUUACUGUCCAGGAACUACAUGCAUCAUGAAUCCUGAAGCAAUACUAUCCAGCGGUGUGAAGUUCUUCAGCAGCUGCAGCAUGGCUGAACUGAAACAAGCAGUGUCACAGCCUGAAUUUGAAUGUCUUCUGGAUACCAAAGUCUCAUCAGUGGUUUUCCAAGGAAAAACCGGAACUUGUGGCAAUGGAAUUUUGGAAGGAAGAGAGCAGUGUGACUGUGGCAAACCUGAGACAUGCAUAUAUAAAAAAUGCUGCAAUCCCCAUGCUUGUGAGCUAAUUGGAUUUGCCGAAUGUGGAACUGGACCAUGCUGCAAUAAUAAAACUUGCCUAAUAGCCCAUAGAGGAUUAUCGUGUAGAAAAAGUACAGAUCCAUGUGAUUUUCCAGAAUAUUGUAACGGAACAAGUGAAAUUUGUGUACCUGACAUAAAAGCUGCCGACUUAGAACCAUGCCAGAAUAAAACUGCCUACUGCUAUAAAGGAAGGUGUCGAGAUUUAGAUAGACAAUGUGCAGACUUCCUUGGAGUGUAUGCUAGAGGUUCUACUUAUCUGUGUGGACAAGAAAUCAAUUUUCUACAUGACCAAUUUGGAGGUUGUCGGGGGCGAUUUUGUACUUUCACGAAUACCCUUUGUGGGCACCUAGUUUGUACAUGGACAAGUGAAACCAUCAUACAAUCAAGAGAGUUUGACUAUCAAUACACUUUUCUUGGAGGCCACGUAUGUGUAUCUGGAAGAGCAAGAAAUAGAACAAACGAGGGUAUAUUCGUUGUGGAAGAAGGAACUACGUGUGGUAGGGACAGUAUCUGUAUUGGUGUGAACUGCAAACAUUUUUCUCAGCUACCUAACAAACCACAAUGUAAUGCCAGAGUGAAAUGUAAUGGACAUGGGAUUUGCAAUGAAAGACUCAACUGUCAUUGUGAUCCUGGAUUUGCACCUCCUAAUUGUGAGAGAGUUGCAUUUUCUCCAGGUGGAAGUACCGAUGAUGGGUUUUGGCUCCCGGCAAGUUUACUCCUCAAAUGGUCUUAUCAGCAGUGGCUGGAUAAAGCCAAAUCCAGGAGCCAGGAUCUUCCAUGUGGCUGGCAAAGGCUCAAACUCUUGGGCCAAUUUCAGCUGCCUUCCCAGGCACAUUGGCAGCGAGCUGGAUGAGAAGCAGGGCAGCCGGGUCCACACAGGUACCUAUUUGGGAUUUUGGGAUCACAGGCAGAGACUUACUCUUUGCACCAUAAUGCCUGCCCGUUUUUUAUUCUUACUUUUUGUUAAACACAUUACAUUUCCAAUAAUUUGUACACAGCAGCAUUCACUCUUUGGAAUAGAAUUCCACAGCUAUUGAAACAUGGACAGACUCACAUUUCUACCACAGUGAUCCUGAUGCAGAAUAGAUCUGUCACCCACGUCAUCCCCAUCACUCUGCCAGUCCUUAACUCUGUGUUGUUGCUAGAAGCCUUCCAACGAAAGUGUGUCUUAUACCUCACCUAUCCAGUCACUCACGGAAAGAUAUUUGAGUUGUUGCUAGGUUUUCACCGUAGUGAAUAAGCCUACUAUAAACAUGCACACGGGCCUUAGCGUAUCUAUAAGUUUUGUGGAUAAAUGCCCAAGAAGGAGAGUGCUGUCUCAUUUUGAAUUGUCUAAGGAAAAGCUAAACUAUUUUUCAAAUUGCCUGUGUGUUACCUUUGUUUCGUUAUGAGCAGUAACUUUGCAGUCAGUCCACACAUCCACCAUCACACAAUAUUGUCAGUUUUGGUUUUGUUGGGCUUGAGCUUCGCUUUGCAAAGCUUUAGAUGCCCAGUGAUAUCCUAUUAGGGCUUUUAUUUUAACCUUUUAUGUCAAAGUAAUUAUGGAUUCACAAAGUGUUACAAAGGCCCAUAGACAGAAAUUCUAUGCAAUCUUCACCCAGCCUCCACCAAUGGCAAAACGUUGCAAGUCUGUCCUGUAAUAUCCCAUCUAGGAAAGAGAUACCGAGAAAAUACAUAGACCUUAAUCAGAUUUCACCACUAUGUAUGCACUCAUCUGUGUGCGUGUGCAUGGGUGUACGUGUUUUGUGCAAUUUUGUCAUGUUCAGACUCACGUCACCGCCACCGCAAUCAUGAUACGCAACUGUGCGACCACUCCACGGGUGCCUACCAUUACCACUUUGUAAAUACAUUGACUCAUUUUUCCUCUUUGCCAACUCCUGGCAACCACUAAAUUGUUCUUCAUUUCUUCAAUUGUGUGAUCUCAUGAAUCUUAUAUAAAUAGAAUUAUAGAGUUUUUCUGUAAGCGGAGCUCCCACAGACACUCAGCAGAAUUUCUGUAACCUACAUAUAAGUCAUUACAUUAUCAGCAUUCAUUCAUUUUUGUUUUAAUUUUUUGACAGACAGAGUGGACAGUGAGAGAGAGAGACAGAGAGAAAGGUUUUCCUUUGCCAUUGGUUCACCCUCCAAUGGCCGCCGCAGCUGGCGCUGAUCCGAAGCCAGGAGCCAGGUGCUUCUCCUGGUCUCCCAUGGGGUGCAGGGCCCAAGCACUUGGGCCAUCCUCCACUGCACUCCCUGGCCACAGCAGAGAGCUGGCCUGGAAGAGGGGCAACCAGGACAGAAUCCUGCGCCCCGACCGGGACUAGAACCCGGUGUGUGGGUGCCACAAGGUGGAGGAUUAGCCUAGUGAGCCGCGGCGCCGGCCACAUUCAUUCAUUUUUGUUUUGCAUAAGUACAUUGUAAUUUGUUAACUGUUCACACUGUGAAGGACAUUUGGAUGGCUAUCAGUUUUUAUCUAUUAUGACUAAGUCUGGGAUGACUAUUCAUACAGAAGAUUGUACUUGAAACUUAUAUUUUAAUUCUUUAUGAUGUGUGGCCAUAACUAAAAUUACUAGGUCAUAUUUUUAAGCUGAUUAUUGUUUUUAAAGCAAUGGUCAGUUUCUAGUGUCUGUACCGUUUGACACUGGCACCCAUAAUAUAUGUAUGGUCCUUUUUUUUUUUUUUUUGCAUUUUUACUACCAAUCCAUGGCACAACUUUUUUUCAUUUUCUUUCCUCCUUCCUCUUUUUUAUAAAUUUGUUAAUUCUGAUAGCUGUGUAUUGAUAUCUCACUGCAGUUAUAGAGUUCAUUUUCCUGUGCAUAAUAUUAUUGUUAAGCAUUUUUACAGUUUUUAUUUGGCUGUAAGAGCACUUUAGUGCUCUUAUGUGCUCAGAUCUUAUGUUACUUCCUAAUCGAGUUGAUGACAUUUGUGUUUUUUUAAUGUUGAGUUUUGAGAGAUUUCCUGUAGUACAUAACUUUGUUGGAUGUGUCAUUUGUACAUAUUUUGUCCAAGUCUGUGACCAAGAGUUUUUGUUUGUAAUUUGAACUUUCCACUUUAUUUCCAUAUCAAAUACUGCUUUGUGUUCAAGUUUAUGUACUCUUUGUCCUAGCAGUUGAAGAUUUUCUGCUGUUAUACUGAAAGUGAUAGGUUUAUGCUUUGCAUGUAAGUCCAUAACACACUAGCAAUUAAUUUUUAUAAGAAAUGGGAACUCUUAGGAUUAAGUAUUUUUUUCUUUUUAAUUUUUAACUGUUAUUGAUACAAUGAGAACAGAUUUCAUUUAUCCCAUAGGUACAAAUCUAAGAAGACAACCAUGCUUCCCACCCUCGCUAUCCCCCGACCUCUUCUCCCUCUUUCCUUUCUUUCUUUUUCUUUAAUUUUUGUGAAAACUUUAGUUCAGCCCACUCUAUAUUCAUAGGAUUAAUGUACCACUAACCAUGAUAUUCAACAAGCGAAAGCAGAAAGAUCACAGUUCCACAAGAGUGUAAAUAAGGAUUAAAAACAAUUUCGAGGGGACAAAGAAUGGUCUUUUGACAAAAUUUGUGGAGACAACUGGGUAUCCACAGGCAAAAGAAAGAAGAUGGAUCUCUACAGCACACCAUUCUCAAAAAGUAACUGAAAAUGGAUCGAAAUUCAGUAUCUAAAGCUCUAAAAAUUGUUAGAAGAACACAAUUUUGUGGACUGAGCAUAGGUCAUGUAUAGAAGAGACUAAGACAAGGGUGAGAUAAGAAAACAGUAGAUGAAUUCAACUUUAACAAAAUUAGAAACUUUUGCAGUGCAAAUUUUACAAAUCAAGAAGUGAAAGGCAAAUUACAACAAGGGAGAAAAUAUUUGCAAAUAGGAUGUCCAAUGUGGGAACUGGAUCCAGCACAUAUUAAAAAAAAAAUUCUAAGUAAAUAAUCAAAAGUCAACUCAAUUAAAAAUGGAAAGUAGUGGGUCAGACCUAUAUUCCAGCACCUGGAACACUCAUGUCUCUACAAUCCUGCUUUCACUCCUAAUUGAAGCUUCCUAGCAAUGCAGACCCUGGGAGGCAGCAGGUGAUAGGUCAUCUAGUUGGGUCCCUACUACCCAUAUGGAAAACCUGGUUGCAUUCCUGAUUUCCAGCUUCAGACUGGCCUAGUCCCAACCAUUUCAGGUAUCUGGGGAGUAAACCGCAGAUGAGAUUCUCUCCCUGCCCUUGCUCUCUGGUUUUAAAAUAAAUAUUCUUUUUUUUUUUUUUUUUUUUUUUUUUUUUUGACAGACAGAGUGGACAGUGAGAGAGAGAGAGAAAGGUCUUCCUUUUGCCGUUGGUUCACCCUCCAAUGGCCGCCGCGGCCGGCGUGCUGCAGCCGGCACAUGGCGCUGAUCCGAAGCCAGGAGCCAGGUGCUUUUCCUGGUCUCCCAUGCGGGUGCAGGGCCCAAGGACUUGGGCCAUCCUCCACUGCACUCCCAGGCCAUAGCAGAGAGCUGGCCUGGAAGAGGGGCAACCAGGACAGAAUCCGGCGCCCCGACCGGGACUAGAACCCGGUGUGCUGGCACCGCAAGGUGGAGGAUUAACCUAUUGAGCCACAGCGCCGGCCUAAAAUAAAUAUUCUUUUAAAAGAAAGUAAUGGGAAGGGAUUUAAAUAAUCACAUCUUCACAGAAGAUGGACACUUGGCCAGUAAUCCCAUGAAAUGUGUUCAAUGUCCUGGACAAAUUUAAAUAAAACCACAGUGAAGCACCUUUUCACAUCUACUGGGAUGAGCACAACGAAAUGCAGGCGAUUUGUGGCAAUGAGUUUGUGGAGAAACCUUGUUAGUGGUCUUUUCCCAGCAGUGGUCAAACUCCAACAUCCCCAUUAAAUUAUCUGCUAAGUAUGAGUGGAUGUCACCUCAGGUUGUCUCCUGUUGUGUUUACGUGCCUUGCCUCUCUACUGAGCAGUCCUCGGAUGUACACACGCAUGCACACACAUGCACACACACACACACACACAUACACACUUCUGGGUUCCAUAAUCUACCAAGCAACUCUGUCUGCGUUGCUGUAACCUAAGGAGUCCAGCCAUUUAAGUUGCAGUGACCACAGUCUUCUGCUUCCUCAGCUCAGUGGGAAAGUCAUGAGCUGUGCUUGGUCUGUGCUGAGAUUCUUUUUGUGCUGAGGUCGGCAACUCAUCCUAGGUAAAUUACAAUAGAGUCAGCCUCACGUGUUCUCUGUCCUUCCUUCCGAAAUGAUCGUGUUCACUUUCCUGGAAUUGUAGAAAUCAUUUCCCUCAUGUUUUUACCCUGAGUUAUAUUUUCUUUUUUUUUUCAAAUUGCUAAAAUUUGAUUUAUUUUUCUUUUCUCUUCUCUUUUUAAAUUUGUAUCAAUGUAAAGAGAACAGAUUAUCUGAAUUUCAUAGGUACAAUUCUAGGGUAAUCAUUGUAAGAGGACACAGGUGGCAUCAUUUAAUGCAUGCAUUUCAUCGUGUCUAGAACAGGAAGUAUUGUCUUUCUGUCUUUGAAUAAUGGAAUCUCCCAAUCAGUUAAAAAAAUUUAAGUCCAUUUCAAAAGAUUUAUUUAUUUAUUUGAAAGGCAUAGUUGCAGAGACAGGUAGAAACUGAGAGAAACCUUCCAUCCACUGGUUCACUCCCCAAAAGGCCACAACAGCCAGGACUGGGCCAGUCCAAAACCAGGAGCCCAGAACACCAUCCAGGUCUGCAACACUGAUGCAGCUGCCCAAGUACUUGGGUAUUCCUCUCCUGCUUUCCCAGCUGCAUUAGUAGGGAACUGGACGAGAGGUGGAGCGGUACUGACAUGAACUGGCACCCAUAUGGGAAGACUGGGUCACAAGUGGCAUCUUAACCAUUGAGCCAGCCCCAUGGUCAAAUUUUUUAAAUCCCCCCGCUCUGUUGUAUUUUUGGUGAAGGGGUUCUUAAAAAGUGAUGACCUCUUCAAGUGGGUGAGGCAUUUUUUAAACCUGUGUUCUGGACCAGUGCUGUAACGUAAGUGGGUUAAGCAGCUGCCUGUGAUGGCGGCAUCCCACAUGGACACGGGUUCUGACCCAGCUCCCUGCUCUUACAACUGGGAAAGCAGCAGAGGAUGACCAAGUACCUGGGUCCCUGCCACGCAUGUGGGAGACCAGAGUGGUGCUCUGGGCUGCUGACCUCAGCUUGUCCCAGCCCAGGUUUUUGUAGCCAUUUGCAAGAACCAGCAGAUGAAAGAUAUCUCUCUCUCUCUCUCUCUCUCAGCAUUCUGCCUUUCAAAUAAAUCUCAAAAAAUGCUCUUUAUUAAAAUUUAAAAACUGUUUUAGGCAAUAUUAAUGUGUUCAAAGUAGCAGGGCACAGAAGGGAAAUGAUAGAAUAAAAGAGACUGCAAUAUUUUAUCACAUAAGUAAGGAACGGAUGCUACAUACUGUUAAUGACUGUAUUCUCAGCGAUGUGUGCAUGCAUUGACAUGUAAUGCAAUUUGGGCUACAAUCACAGAAAAAGCUUUUAAAUUAAAAAAAAAAUUCAUUCUUAGUGUGUAAUACUUGAACCCAAAAUUUUUAAAAUCCAAAUUAUUGUACUUUGAAUGCAUAUUUCCGGAAGGUGAUGGAUACAUUCAUGAUUACAGGUAAAAACCUGCCCUGGACCCUAACAAGACAAAGUGCUCCUAAAAAAAAUGGCCUUUUGAU